AUGUCCAUCUGCGUUGCUGAGCUCAAAGAAGUGCACUCGGGCAUGAGAGAUCGUUACGUUACUCCUCACACCAACCAUCGCUCGUGGGAUCUCCAUCACUGGAUAUCAGGAUUGACUAGUCCUGCCCUCGAUACCACGAAUCUCAGGACUGUCUCGGGCACUCAACAACAACCAUCGAUACCACCUCACGAUUGCAGAAUGGUUCGCUCAACAGCAGAGGGACUGGCCAGCCUUGGCAACUCCAGCACCAUCGUACUGUUCACUCCUGUCAUCGCCCCAGCAGGGUCGGCUAAGGCGACCAAUAAGACCAAUGGAAGCGCAGAUCCAUUCGAACCCUUGGGCCGUGCACUUAGCCGACAUCAUAAACGUGUUCGGCACGUGCCAUACGUUCCAAAUAUCGGUUUCACGGAGACACACGAUGCCUUCUUAAGCCAGGCUGAUGCCGUGAUUGUGGUCAUUUGCGAGCCCGAUGCAGGCAAACACGAAGCUCUUGCAAACCAAGUCGACUUUGCCGAGGCGACUCGAGACGGUCUUGAGGAGAGUUCAUGCGCGGGCUCACUCAUCUUGAUACAGUGUGGCGAUGCAAGGGGAACGUUCUGGCCGGAUUUAUCGCAGUUCGACAAUACGCUCAAAUGCCAAUCGUAUGACUCCAACACGGCUCAACAGAUUGCUCGGAAGUUGGUCGAAUCGAAGAAGUGA
Messenger RNA from Fulvia fulva, 699 nucleotides. RefSeq lists its product as uncharacterized. The transcript has a single exon. Lineage: Eukaryota; Fungi; Ascomycota; Dothideomycetes; Mycosphaerellales; Mycosphaerellaceae. The record is from RefSeq and is a predicted model, not a curated record. The coding region runs from base 1 to 699 and encodes 232 amino acids.